ACGCGUCACAGCCCUAGUUUUUUUUAGAGGGAAAAUGUAUCGUCUUCGUUCAAAGUCUUUUACCGGAAUCGCUCUCAAUACCUUUUUCGCUGCUGUGCCGCUUGAAGAAAUUUAUUUUAGAAGACAAUAUAGUAAAAACUGGUCUUCUAUUGGCUGAUUUUUGUUAAUAGCGCUUUAAAUUAGAACGAAAAUGCCAAGAUCCAAGAAGAAGAGCAAAAGAGGGGCCCAACCUGGGCAGCCUUUCAGCGACGAAGAUGCCUCCAUCGAGACGCUCAGCCACUGUAGCAGCUACAGCGACUCAGUCAGCGUGGCUGAAGAAGCAGGGGAAUCGGGGGAAGACUCUGCUCAGGAUGACUUCCAGUUCAAGCUGAAGGUGUACAUCGACAGCACCGUGGACAAGAGCGCAAAGACGAGGCAGGGGGCGCUUGACAGUUUGAAGACUGCCAUGGCAACCAAGAUUCUGUACGAGUUCAUCUUGGAGCAGAGGAUGACCAUCACAGACAGCAUCGAGCGCAGCUUAAAGAAAGGGAAGGGAGAGGAACAGCGGGCGGCAGCCUCCCUGGCCUGCCUGCUCUGCAUACAGCUGGGCUCGGGCCUCGAGAGCGAGGAGGUGUUCAAGACCCUCAAGCCCAUCUUCAGGACCGUCCUCUUCGACGCCUCGGCCAACAUCCAAGCCCGACAGGCGUGUGCUACGAGUUUGGGCCUGUGCACACUGGUGGCGGAAGAUGAUAUCUUGGACGUGUGUGGCACCAUGGAGCUCUUUGAGAGCCUGUUCAUGCGCUCGUACACGCGGGCGGACGGCAGCCGGCCCUCGCUGAGCCCCCAGACCACGCAGCUGCACACCAACGCCCUGCUCUCCUGGGCCCUGCUGCUCACCAUCUGCAGCGGGAACCAGAUCCGCACCGUCCUGCACAAGCACCUGCCCAAGCUUCCGGGGCUGCUGGAGAGUGAUGAUGUGAACAUGAGGAUUGCCGCAGGAGAGACCAUCGCCCUGCUGUUCGAGCUGGCCAGGGAUGUGGAGCCAGACUUUGACGAUGAGGACUGGGAGAGUCUGUGUGAGAAACUGAGCGCUCUGGCCACCGACUGCAACAAGCACCGGGCCAAGACUGACAAAAGGAAGCAGCGAUCCGUCUUCAGGGAUGUACUUAAGGCCGUGGAGGAGGGAGGCUUCCAGUCUGAGACCAUCCGCUUCGGCACCGAGCGCAUGACCAUCGACAGCUGGGUGAGGAAGAGGACGUAUGAUUCCUUCCGGGAGUUUGUGGGCUCUGGAAUGAACUACCAUCUGCAGAGUAACGAGUUCAUAAGGGACGUGUUUCAGCUGGGACCACCAAUGCUAAUCGAUUCCGCCACACUCAAGGCAAUGAAGACCUCUCGACUGGAAAGGCAUCUGUACAACGCUGCCGCGUUCAAAGCUCGGACCAAGGCCAGGAACAAGUUUCGGGACAAACGGGUGGAUGUGGGAGAAUUUUAGAAAUAUUUUUUUUUUUUUUUUUUUUCACUUUUCUUUUUUUACAUACUAUAACCCUAUAGUUCUUGCUCUAUUGUAUGGUAGUACUAACGACCUUGAUGUAUAUUUUUAAUUUAUCGUGUUAUUUAAAUGGGCACUUUGUGCAUACAGUUAAUUGUUUUGUUUUUUUGGUCCACCAUCAUGUAAUGCUAUCUAUUCCUGGAUAAGUACAGUAAGUUGUAUUGUUUAGAAACUGUCCAGUUCUGUGAGAUCGUUAUGUAUUAUCUCCUAGUAUGGUAAGAAAGAACAGCGCCACUAAUAAAUAUAUAAUGUUACACAAUGA
Clupea harengus (Atlantic herring) is the source of this 1790-nucleotide messenger RNA. It is a transcript of the gene ifrd1, whose product is annotated as interferon related developmental regulator 1. Lineage: Eukaryota; Metazoa; Chordata; Actinopteri; Clupeiformes; Clupeidae. Gene Ontology annotation, cellular component: nucleus. The record is from RefSeq and is a predicted model, not a curated record.